Messenger RNA from Bombina bombina (fire-bellied toad), 1322 nucleotides. It is a transcript of the gene TNFRSF14, whose product is annotated as TNF receptor superfamily member 14. Gene Ontology annotation, molecular function: protein binding; transmembrane signaling receptor activity. The record is from RefSeq and is a predicted model, not a curated record. The transcript has 9 exons. The coding region runs from base 290 to 1240 and encodes 316 amino acids. Gene Ontology annotation, biological process: positive regulation of T cell migration; defense response to Gram-negative bacterium; apoptotic process. Gene Ontology annotation, cellular component: membrane; external side of plasma membrane. Lineage: Eukaryota; Metazoa; Chordata; Amphibia; Anura; Bombinatoridae.
GAACAGAGAGUGACUGUUUUCGUUCCAGAGGACACAUUAUUUUGUACACAGCAGUGACAGCACACAGUUUGCUUUCUCUUUCACUUUAUGCCUAUAGUAUCGAAACAGAACUCUUAUAGCAAUUUAGUAAAAAAAACCAACCUUUUUAAAGUAAAUAAGAAAUAAAAUAAUGGAUACCUUUUUCUGAUUGCACAGAGACCAUGAUGGCGUGUUCUCCAAAGGGGAAAAUCCUGAGUACAAAAAAGGAUUGGGAAACUAGCACGGCGAUGUAAUUAACCAUAACAUAACUAUGUCUGAAAACUCUCUGUUACCCUGGAUAAUCUAUUUCAGUUUGGCAAUAUUAGUACAAUCAUUAAAAUGCAAACCAGGAGAUUAUGAGAUAGAUAACGAGUGCUGUCCAAUGUGUUUAUCUGGUAGUGUAGUAAAAAAUCACUGCACGUCCCAUAUCAGUACAGAAUGUGUUCCGUGUGUUCCUCCAACAUAUAUGGAUCAUCCGAAUGGUGAAACUAAAUGCUUGAAAUGUAAAAUCUGUGAUGCUGGAGCUGGACUUAUUAUACAGAAACCAUGUACCUAUACUUCAAAUACAGUAUGUGAGUGCCAGUUUGGAUAUUUCUGUCCAGAAGACAGUGGUAAAGAAUGUGAUUUGUGUCAAGAACAUACAAAAUGUAAACCUGGAAAAAUAAUUAAAAAAAUAGUUAAAAACCGUAGAGCACCGAGAUAUCUCUGUCCAAUUGAUGACAAUUCCUCAAGUUCUGGUGGAGAAUCUGACCCCUUGCCAAGGGUGUUUAUGGACAGGGAGGGAAAUGAUAUUCCAGUAAUAAGAAGGCAACAACGUAGGGCAAGGCCUAUUAUUGAAAAUGAGUCAAAUGAGGAAGAAGAACUUCAGAAUCCGAAUUUGGAAGAUGAUGCAGAAAUUCAGGUUGAGAAUUACCGUCAAGAUGGAGAGGCAAAUAAUGAGGAGAGAGAAGAAGUGGUACAAGAUUCUGAAAUAGAACAAGUGCUUGUGCAGGAAGACGAUUUCGAAGAUAUGAUGCAAGAAGAAGAGGUGGACAGACAGGUGCAUGAUGAAAAUAGUUCAAAUGAUUCCUCUGAUACCAUUAAUUAUGACUGGGUACCUGAAGAUCAAAACAUAUUGAUUAACAAGAAACAGUUAUUGGAGAUAUUAAAGAAAGCUGAAAAAGGACUGAAAGAAAACUAUUCAAGUUUGCAUGACAUGCGCCUUAAAAUAGAAAAAAUGUAACAAUACAAUUUGAUUUAUCAUAAUGUGACCAAAUUUUAUUUUUAUUUUUGUGAUAAAAAAUAAAUAUUUAUGUUUAACCGUG